AUGGCACCCCUCACUUCAGAAGACUACAAGACUCUUGAGCAGUCGCGCCAACGCCUGGUCCAGUUGACGCGAUCUCUCGGAUCCCUAGUGUCAAGUUUGGAGCAGGGUGAUCCUCUGCCACCAUGGUCGUCCCUCCAAGCCCAAGCAAGCAUCAUAUCAAACAACCUCAUUAGCGUGACGGAACAUCUCUCCGAUCACCGUGAUCUGCUCGCCUCCGUUGUCGCAUACCCGGGCCCCGAGUACCCAGGUCGCACACAAGAGCCUAUGCUCCAACAACUGCUACGAACAAAGCUUGACCCUCGCGUAGAGGACUGGGUGGCCCGAGGUCGAGCCGCAGGCAUGGCCGCCCACGCAUCUUCUUCCCUCCCCUCUCAAUCGACGAUACCCAACCCCAGCGACGCAGCCAUGACGAGUACGAAGCGGCUCAAUGAUGCCGAACUGACCGAACUAUGGCAAUGGGCGCCAAUUGAGGCGAAUCAAGAAGCUCGGAAACGUAACUGGGGAGGAAACUACACCUUGGAAGAGCGCGAGGCCGGCAUACAGAAUGUAGUGACGGGCUUGCGAAGGCAACUGGAAGACGACGACGGCAGCGAUGACGAGGAGGAGGGCGAGGAAGAUGACGAAGAGGAUGAGAUGGAAGUCGUGGGGGUGCAUCGCAAGCCGAGCGGAGGUGUUGAAUUUGACAUUGCGCCUCACCACACACAUCCUGUCCAACCCGUGGUUCCACUGGACAAGAUUCUUCGCUACAUGACCACGGGACAUAUGCCGUGA
Molecule: messenger RNA, 771 nt
Organism: Penicillium diatomitis
Lineage: Eukaryota; Fungi; Ascomycota; Eurotiomycetes; Eurotiales; Aspergillaceae
Gene: med8
Product: RNA polymerase II mediator complex subunit MED8
Exons: 2
Coding region: 1-771 (256 amino acids)
Biological process (GO): regulation of transcription by RNA polymerase II
Cellular component (GO): mediator complex; core mediator complex
Molecular function (GO): transcription coregulator activity; RNA polymerase II cis-regulatory region sequence-specific DNA binding
Source: RefSeq, a predicted model, not a curated record